Molecule: messenger RNA, 3143 nt
Organism: Pelagomonas calceolata
Lineage: Eukaryota; Pelagophyceae; Pelagomonadales; Pelagomonadaceae
Source: the annotation of a GenBank genome assembly
GUAUGAAUCCGCAACUGCCUCUGCUCUUGUUGCAUAACUGCCCCGGCGCACGAAAUACCGGUAUCGCCUUCCCUCGACGACGGCCCUGGGUGAUUAGACCAAGAAAGGCGUGAGAUCAGCGUCGCUUCUACUUCUAGUAGUUUUAAAAGCACCACUCCCUUCCGCCCCUCCCUGCUAUGUAGUCAUAGCUAGCCAGCGUACUCCGAAAGGAACGUCUGGGAGUUUGCCAUCAUAUCUCGUCCAUGGGAUACUUCUACGGGAUACUUCAAGUUAGACUCGGCCGGAAUCCUAGUAUAUGCCCCUCCCGCUCGGGCUUGCUUCGGAGCCUGAGAUCACUGGCAACAACGCCGCCUGCUGAAGGUCAAAUCCGGCGGACAGUUAGCCCGCCGGCGGCGGCUCAGCUGCGAGCGGAUUCAAGUUGAGCCCGAGCUUCCAACCGGUUGCUCACCCGGGCCGGUGACCUGGCCCGGGGCUUUUUUUUUCACUGGCAUUGGCAAGCCUGAGUUCAAUUUGCCAGUUGGUACAAGCUGUCGAGCCCCAAGCGGUUACUAGAUUUGCCAGUGCCUGUGAACCACGCCUCUGGUCCGAGUCCUAUCCUAUUGACCUACCGUGACGCAACCGAGUCCACCCGGAGAAAGAUCCCGGGCCGGCCCGAGGUAACUAUCCCGGUCAGUAACCUCGAAUAACUAUACGAGCUUGUUCGGUUUUUGGGAGGCGGCCCGGGGCGCAGUGAGCUAAAAACUCCCCUAGCUAAAAACUGUGGCUACGUUACUCUCGCCUCUCAGCACGUUAUACUCAGGCCGCUAGUAGCACCGGCCGGCCGUAUUUCACUGGCACUUAGUGUCCAAGUUGGAUCAAGCCCGGCGUUAGGUAGUCGCCGUAAAAACACCGGAGUGAACGAAAGUAAGUUCACUUUAUCGGAGGUGCCGGCCCCGGGCCGGGCGUGUGACCGAUUUGAGGCUCAGACUCGGACUGAUCAUGAUCCGAGUCGGCCCCGGGCCGGGCGGAUCAUGAUCAUGAUCAUGCCAGUGAUCAUACCACAGACCGAUACCGCAGACCGAUCGCGCAGACCGGCCCGAGCGUACCACCACAUUGGCUCCGGACCCCCCCCCCCGGGGAGGUCUAGAUCGCACCCUUAGCAUAAGCACAUCAGCACCACGUUAGUUUAGGUUGGAUAGAUACCAUGGUACAAUAUCAUAAUACCGCGGUAAUAUGAUGAGAGAAAGCGUGGUAUACUUAUUCACUGGGCGGUAUUCCGGCCAAAACAUGUGGUAAGCUUGCUUUCCCUUUCUUAGGGAGGAAUCGUCGCAUGGGCGGAGGUCUGAGCCUGAACCCAAAGCCGGCGCCCGACGAUGGGUACAAUGUCUCCGUCGACGAACACGCCUUGCCGUGGACUUUUCAGGGUGAAACAGAUGCCGACACAGUCAUUAUGUCUCGACGAGUAGGAUCGAUGGGCCUAAGUGGUGACAAAAAAGGCCCAUCACGGCGAGGAGUUGGUGGGACGAAGUGGAAUAAGGCGAAGCACACAGUCAAAAGCACGCAUGCGUUCGGGCAGGCGGGAAGCGCUCUCGCGACGCGUAGAGCCGAGGCCCGUGCUGAUGGCACGAAUGGCUGGAUCGCCACUCACUGUGUCCUUGGACCACGGUCGCAUAGAGGCAUUGAAAAGUUCGAACUCGUGCGCGUUAUUGGCCGCGGCGUGAUGGGUGAGGUCUCGCUCGCACGAUUCAGGAAGGACGGGAAGUACAUGGCGAUCAAGGCAAUCUCGAAGGGCUACGUGGUCAAGCACGAUGACGAAAGGCAUGUGCAGAACGAGCGCCUGAUCUUAGGUCAAUUGCGCCACCCAUUUGUCGUGGGUCUCUUUGGUACGCUCCAGGACAAGCAAAAGAUUUACUUCGUCCUGGAGUACGUGGCUGGCGGCGAGCUUUUCUCAAAACUGCGAGGUAACAGGUGCCUGAGUGCAGCCGUGGCCAAGUUCUACCUCGUCGAGAUACUCGCAGCACUAGCACAUGUACACGCGGGCGGAUUUGUGUACCGAGACCUCAAGCCAGAAAAUGUACUGUUGGAUACCGAGGGUCAUUGCCGCCUCGUUGACUUCGGUUUUGCAUGUGCGCCGCCCGAUGGGCCAGAGGGGCGAAUGCGAACAAACUGCGGGACACCUGCAUAUCUAUCACCGGAGCAACUAUCGCGAAAAAAGACGGGCGGUUACACACGCAUUGUCGACUGGUGGGCGUUUGGCUGCGUUGCGUACGAGCUCAUGUCGGGGCAUACGCCUUUUUGUCUUGGCCACCGUAUGGAUAAUCUACUACCUAUAUUGAUAAAUGGCUCUGCUCCCUCGCAGGCAAAGAUCACAAGACAGAUUCGCAUCAUGCGAUAUAUCUACGGGUCAUCCAAGGACGCAUCUCAUUCCCGUCUUUCAUGGGACCCACGCCGCGCGCCCUAGUCCGUUCUCUGCUGAAAGCUGAUCUUCCAAAACGACUCACUGAUGCGGCGAGUAUCCAGGCCGCAGAAUUUUUUCAGGAUGUCGACUUUGUCGGAACCGGUGCCUUGCAUACAUACAUAGGUGGCAGCCAACCAUCCCCCUUUGCGUGUUCACAUAGGUGGCAGUCAAUCAAAAACGCAUCCGGCCUCCACAGAAGCCGCUCAUCCUCCCAAUUGGGGAUGCAUCUCGCUUCGAUGAGUACCAUCCCCGGGAAUGUCUUGAGGACGAAUUUGACUCCGCAAAAAAAGUUUUUGCCGGAUUUUGAUUUAUAAUAGAGUAGAAUAGAAUUGACAAGGACCUGCUGAUUAAAUUGAGUGGAAUGGGAUCAGAACUUUAGAAUACCUAUUUUUGCCUGAGGGAAACUCAAAUCACCGGCAGAGGACAAAAGGCACACGCGCACAGCAUUUUACAACACAAUGUAGCAAAAGAGAAUCCCGAGUCAAGUUGAAGUCCCGCGACCCACUUCCAGGCCGCGUCUCAAUCAGUCGCGUAUUUACGGCCUGGCCCCCAGGGACAGUAUUAUGCCUCCUAAGUAAGUCUGCGAUAUGUGGUUCGGGCCGCCAGCCCUGACCGUGACUCAGAUUGCACGGGGGGGGGGAAUGUAUACUUUAUGUCCUCCCUGCCAGUGGGCCAUGAUCCUCAGGCUGACGGAUGAGCCAUAAAA